GAAUGUCGGUUGACGGUUUGUGAUUGCAAAUCAAAACAAGUGCUUGGCAUGGAGAAAAGUAAUAAUAUGUGCUCGGUUUACUUUGAAUAUUGACUAUAAUUAUUAAUACUGCCAGUAACAGCAAUUGAAACACUGCCCCACAAUAAAAAAAGUUUUGUUCGUCGCAGAAAGCCGGACAACAUAACCUUAAAAUGGCUGACGAAGAUUUUAGCAAACUUUUACAACAAGCAGAACAAUUAACGACUGAAAUUGAAGGAAAUGAAGAACUUCCGAGAGUAGAAAGAUCUUUAGGACAGGUAUUGGAAGCCUCUCAUGAAUUAUAUUCUAGAGUGAUCCAGUCCGGGCCGAACAACAUACAAGCCCAUGUUUUAUUUGGAUCAAAAGGAAUUGACCUGCAACAGAUAUCACAGAAGUUAGAAACAUUAUCUUCUAAAAGAACUUUUGAACCUCUACAACCUAUUGCUGAUUCAGACAUUGAAAGUUUUUUAAAAAAUGAAAGAGAAAAUGCUAUACUUUCCCUAAUUGAUGAAGUAAACAAAAACUCACUGCAAACAACUGAGGAUCAAAAAUGGGAACACAUGCUGUCCGAAUGGAAUAAGGAAAAAAUUAAGUUAAUGAAUGCUAUGAUAGGGCCAUCUCAGAAUUGGCUUGACCUUAAACGAACUCCAGAACUACCGAGUAUAGCAGACACUCCUAAAAAGUUUGGUCAUUCCAUGCUAGAUAGUAUUGAAGCAGCAUAUGCUAGACAAGUACAACAAUAUAAUAAACUUAUUUCUCAUGGUGCCAAGUCUAGAACAGCUUUGCAUCAAAAGUUCUCACAAGUUGCAGAAGAAUUUAAUGAUCCUAAAGUUAAGGAAAUGUGGGAAAUAAUUAAAACCAUGGCCAAUAUCCCUGCUCUCGUCAGAGAUGAAGAUCCCUUGAAAGCUAGAGGGAAUCCUACAAUACAACAAUGUCUUAUAGCACAAGGCAAGAAAUAUUUAGAAAAGAGAUACAAGCAAUACAUGAGUGAUGUUGUUCGGGCUAAUCCAGCGGCAGCUUUGCGAGGCGGUGAACCAGGAACAUUCCCUUUGGUGCGAGGAUUUGUGGGACUCCGUCUUCAAGGGUUGAACAUUCAGGGCCUGACGGACGGAGUUGUCGACGACCGACCACUAUGGCCCAUGGUUUAUUAUUGCUUAAGAAGCGGCGAUUCGAACGCUGCAUUGUAUUGUUUGAGAAAAGCUGGUCGAGACCACGAAGAAUUCAUAGCUGCCCUAGAAGAUCAUAUAAGAGAUCCAGAGAAAGCCCUUAGUGACAAACUGCAAACGGAAAUCAAUUUGAAGUACAGACUUCAAAUACGCCACUCCACAGAUCCAUACAAAAGAGCUGUGUACUGUGUCGUGGGAUGCUGUGACGUCAGCGAUGAACACUCUGAAGUUGCGCGCACGGCAGAUGAUUAUCUAUGGCUAAAACUGUCCGCUAUUAAAACUCGUUCGAACAACGAGUCUGAAACAUUCAGUUACUCCGACUUGCAAAAAAUGAUCUUAGAAGAAUAUGGUGAAACGCAUUACCACGCGUACGAGAAGCCACUUGUUUAUUUCCAAGUCUUGACUUUAACGGGUCAAUUUGAACCAGCAAUAGAGUUCUUAUCAAGAAUACCCAGGUACCAAGUGCACGGAGUCCACAUGGCUUUGGCUCUUCACGAUAUCUAUAUGUUGGGUACUCCACGCAAUGUACAGGCGCCUUUGCUUUCUGUUGAUACGGACGAUCCUGUACCGCUGCGGCGUUUGAAUUUAGCUCGACUUAUAUUGCUCUACGUCAGAAAAUUCGAACUUUCUGACCCCUCGGACGCCUUGAACUAUUAUUUCUUUUUAAGAAAUCUGAAAGAUCCCAGCGGGAAGAACCUUUUCAUGUGUUGCUGUACGGAUCUCGCUCUGGAGAGCCGCGACUACGAUCUGUUGUUUGGUCGCAUGGAGGCAAGCACUGGACUGCGAACCUCUGGCCUACUGGACCAGUUCAACAACCCGCACAUUGAUAGCAAGGUUAUUGCCCUCAACGCUGCAGAACAGCUGGUAAACAAAGGUCUCUUUGAAGAUGCUAUUAUAGUCUACGACAUAGCUGGAAAUCUAGAGAAGGUGUUGGAACUGUUCUGCGUGCUGCUCGCGCAAGUGGUGAGUGCGGGCGGCGAGGCGGGCGGAUUGCGUGCGCGCCUGUCCGAAUUGGCCGAGCACGUGUCGCGCCGCCUGCGCGCCGCGGACACGUCGCCGCCGCCAUCGCUGCUCGACGCGUACACCAAGCUGUGCAAACUGUGCACGUUCUUCGAUCACUUUCAUAGCGAGAACUACGAAGCUGCGCUCGAGACGGUGCGCACGUGUGAGCUGGUUCCGCUCAACCAGGGAGAGCUUGAGGCGCGAGUGGCGGGUGCACGAUCGGCGCGCGGUGAACUACUGCGUGCGUUGCCGGCCGUACUUCGUGCGCUAUGCCACAUCCUCAUCGCUCAACGGCAAAAGCUGCGAACCGCGCAGUCGACACUCGCCGCGCAUACUGCUACCAAGCAAUUGGAGUGGCUGCGAGAACAAGCUGAAGUUCUUAACACAUUUGCCGGCAAUAUUGCGUACAGGAUGCCUGGAGACACCUACAGCCAGUUAGCGCAAAUGCAGAUUCUGAUGAAUUGAUGAAUGAAUUGAUAUUCUUUACUAAAAAAAGUUAUGAUCUAUAAAAAUAAACUAAACUGAGAAAAUUGGAUGUGAAAUAAAUUUGAUUUUGAU
This is a messenger RNA of Pararge aegeria (speckled wood butterfly), 2744 nucleotides long. Its product is annotated as nuclear pore complex protein Nup93-like. Gene Ontology annotation, cellular component: nuclear pore. Gene Ontology annotation, biological process: poly(A)+ mRNA export from nucleus; protein import into nucleus. Gene Ontology annotation, molecular function: structural constituent of nuclear pore. The transcript is spliced from 15 exons. Bases 192 to 2651 code for a protein of 819 amino acids. Lineage: Eukaryota; Metazoa; Arthropoda; Insecta; Lepidoptera; Nymphalidae. The record is from RefSeq and is a predicted model, not a curated record.